Messenger RNA from Menidia menidia (Atlantic silverside), 3351 nucleotides. Lineage: Eukaryota; Metazoa; Chordata; Actinopteri; Atheriniformes; Atherinopsidae. The record is from the annotation of a GenBank genome assembly.
UUUUUGACCAAGUUGAAGGCGGGCAGGACCAGGACAGCCCGUCCGUCGACGUCAGAGGCGGCUUCGUUAUUUAAACUUGAAUCAGGAGCGGAGGAGGAAAGUUUUCGGAGCCGGGACGGCGUUGCCUAGCAGCUGGAGAGAGGACUCUAGUUCACGUUGCCUAUAUAUUUUUUCUACCCCUCAACCCCAGGAGCCGCGGACUCUCUCGUCUUAUUUUUUUUUCGUCCUCUCUUGUCAUAUUCCAGUUUUGUAUUUCGCUGUCUUCGCACCAAACAUGCCACAGACCGUGACGCUGAGGGGACCCUCUCCGUGGGGCUUUCGACUGGUCGGAGGACGGGAUUUCAGCACACCGUUAACUAUCUCCAGGGUAACGCCCGGAAGCAAGGCGGCCCUAGGUGACGUGUGUCCGGGCGACACCAUCCUGGCCAUCAACGGGGACAGCACGGAGCUCAUGACCCACAUGGAGGCUCAGAACAGGAUCAAAAACUGCACCCAGCAGCUCACACUCAGCAUCAGCAGAUCAGGAUCUGGAGACAGAGUUUGGUCGCCAACAGUUAGCGAGGAUGGCCAGACAAGCCCUCACAUGGAGCCUGACUCACAGAAUUUUCGACCCAUCACCAGCGGGUAUGGCAGUUACAGUCGUAAGCCUUCAUACACCCCUGAGCCCCUGCCCCCUCAGGCCCCUCAGGCCCCUCAGCCCACUCACCUGAACAACGGACACUCCAGGCCCAACAACGGACACAGCUACGCCUACGGGAAUGGAACCGGGCACGCUCAGUACAACAACCCGGCAGGGCUCUACGCCCACAACGGCAGCAACGGAGACCGGUCCCUGCCAAGCAAGAUGGGUGGUCUCAGCCUCAGUGCCACACACAGCCCGGAGCCUCCCACACAGUCCCCUGUGGGCCGUAAUGGUUUCGACCCAGAGUCAGAUGUCUACAAGAUGCUGCAGGACUACGAGGAGCCGGUUUCUGAGCCCAAACAGUCCGGCUCCUUCAAAUACCUUCAGGAGAUCCUGCAGGCGGAGGAUGGAGGUGUGUCACCAACGGAGAGAAUGAGAAGCUUGAAGUCUCCGGUCAGGUCUCCGAUCCCAAAGCUCGGAAGCCCCAUUCCCACCCCUGCGCCCGGGCUCCAGAAGCUACCCCAGUGCACGUGCUGCUGUAAUGGCAUUGUCGGCACCAUCGUAAAAGCCCGGGACAAGCUCUACCACCCCGAAUGCUUCAUGUGCGACGACUGUGGCAUCAACCUCAAGCAGAAGGGUUACUUCUUUAUCGAGGACAAUCUGUACUGCGAGACCCACGCCAUGGCUCGCGUCCAGCCCCCGGAGGGCUACGACGUGGUGGCCGUCUACCCCAACUCCAAGGUGGAGUUGGUCUGAGAGGAAGAGACUGGCACGGUUGUGACAUGGCUGGGAAUGGGGCUACUGAGUAACUUGGCCAACACUGAUCUGGCUCUGUCAAGUCGGACUGCUGAUCUUGGAUCAUUUUUGCCUUUUGGGAAAUUGGUUUUAAUUUUCAGUGAUCCUAGAUCAGUUCUUCCGCAGCGACAGACUUGAUAAACGCUGUGUAUAUUGAGCAUAUUAAAGUAUGUCGACAGACCGAGGCUUAAGGGCUGAUGAGCGUCCCAAAACUCCAAACCCGUAAAAGGCUGACAUUACCUUGCGCCCGCAUACUGCUUUUCAAUCUGAAAGCACUCAUCUGUCAUCCUUUUGUGUUUACAUUGAACUCUGCAACCAAGAAAAAAUGCCAAACUCAUUCAGCUCAUAGUCGGCGUGCACAUCCAGAGUGCACGCACAGUUUUAGUAGCAGAAUAAUUCCAUGCCUGUGCAUGUUGCAGCAAUCACAAGAAAGAGUAAGUGAGAUGUUAAUAACUACUCCAGCUGUCAGCUUUUUAAACAAUCAGUAAGCCAAUAACACGUCUGACAUCCCGCUCAAGCCUUAAAAAUGAUGAUUGGUGUGUUUGCAGUGAUGAACUGUGCAACGGAGUUUAAUUUUGCAUAGAAACAAAAUACAGGUAUGCAUCUUGCAAAUUCACACAAAGCAUAGUCUUUUAUUAUUCAGCUUAUGGUUUAAUAAUGCUACAGUUGAUCAUUACACUCGUGCUGACUGGAUUUAUACAGCUUCACAUUUUUUGUUCUACAUGCAAUUCACACCUGAGAGUUUUUAUGUUGCAAAACUUGGGAAAACUUUGGAUUUUUUUUCUGUCACUUUUUUCCACUCGCAAUCAUUUGACCCUAUAACUGUGCUUGUUGUGUCUUGACUGCUUCACUGUGCUCGGGGACAAGAGUUUCUUCGUUGUAACCAAUAGCAAAGUCCCCAAAGUGGGAGGGAACCCCCAAAAACCACGUUUAAGUCAUUCUCCCAAAGGAGCUAGUCAUACACAGUGGUUAGAGGCACAGAGGAUUUAAAGAAACUGGCUGCCUCUUGCACUGGACUGACCACCACGCUGAAGAAUUCCCAUUCACAAAAGCAGGGGCCACAUCCACACUUCUCAUGGCACUGAGUGCAUUUCGGACAGGGCACACAGCCAUGUGAAGCUAUUUUUUUGUUGUUUUUUUCCAAUAAAAGAAAAAAAACUGUAAACUGUAACUCCACAGUCCACACCAUAUGGUAGUAAUACUGUUUCGAGUUGUGUGGAUCCACUACUUCAGACCCAUUACGGCCUCUCCUCAGAACAGAGAAAGUCACAGAAGUUGGAAUAACGCGUAUUUUUGUUCCCCGACUACAGUGAGUUCACAUGUCGGGUCACAGCCAAGGCCAUAAAACAAAUUAAAUAGAUUCCAAGAUUUCCUCUGAGAGAUGGGGUAAAAGAGGAGGUGAGAAAGAGAAAUGAGCUGUGUGUCGUUUGCCUUUGUUUCUCGCAGAAUAUCUGUGAGAAGGAAGGGGAAAAUAAGUGUCGCCAUCAGUCUUAUUGUCGCUUUUUGUAAAGGUAGUGGAGAGGACGGAGGUCAUUCUUAAUUUCACAAAUAUCUCUAACAAAACUACUUUCCUAAUUUGAAGUGAGUGGAUUUUUGGAUGUUCAUUAUCUUGUUUUCAGUGUGACAGCAGUGAUGCGUCUCUGCUGGUGUGCCCUCUAUCAAAUAGUCCUGUGAAUGAUGUGAAACAUGCAUGUUUUUUUUGUUUUUUUUUAAGUCUUGAUAUUGUAUAUAUUUAAUUCAUUGUGAUCGCUUUAACACAGUAUAACAUGUCCCUCACGUGCCUCUCACAUCUCGUGUUUUUAAAUGUUUUUCUUUUGACACAAAUCUUCCUCGUGUCUUUAACUUAUUUUUCUUCCACACGUGGUUUCUUUCUGGGUUUUCUCAUUUUGCUUUUUCUUUUGUUUUUUUUAAGAUUCUAAUAAAACAAGAAGCGC